This is a messenger RNA of Spodoptera frugiperda (fall armyworm), 2465 nucleotides long. RefSeq lists its product as uncharacterized. The transcript has 2 exons. Bases 381 to 1832 code for a protein of 483 amino acids. The record is from RefSeq and is a predicted model, not a curated record. Lineage: Eukaryota; Metazoa; Arthropoda; Insecta; Lepidoptera; Noctuidae.
CGACGGGUGCAAAGUAAAAAAAGUCAACUGCAAUUUUGAGAUUUUGGUUUUUUUGUAAAAACUAACUUAAAAUAUCAUGUUCUACAACAUAGCAAAAACAAAAACACAAAAAUCAUCUAAUUUUUGGUACUUUUUUUACGUAAAAGAAGACAACUACACCUGUUUUGUGAAAUUGCGCGAUGUAGAUGCGGGUAGUUACCGCUGGCCGUUUAUACGCGGGACGCGCGGGGGGCCAGCGGUCAGUCAUAUUUCGUCAUCAGUCAGAUGACAUGUGCUUCGCCGGCCGGCACGAUUAUUUGUUUGUUUUGAUUUGUUAAGUGAUAAAGUUUGUCGAAAAGUGUUAUCAUACUAGUAAACAGUUUGCAUUUAACACAAUAGACAUGGAAAGACGUAAAUUAUUGGUGAAUUUGGGCAAAACGAGACGACAGUGCGCUAUUAUGAACCGAGAAGAUCUGUUACAACUUAUUGAUAACAACCGUGAAACUAGUUCUGAGAGUCCGAAGCGACCUUUUAAAGAAGAUGAAAGCUUACAGAACAUAAGCGAUGGUUUUUUUGAGAAAAAUGCUGUGUUGGCCGAUGAAGUUAUUGAACAUCUUAUAGAAGACCUUGAUGUGUCAGCAAUGAAGACAAAUGAGUAUCAGUUAACUUCGCAAGAUAAGUCUCCAUGUACUGUGUAUUCUAGGUCGGUCACACCAGUUCACCCUCAAUCUGACACACAAAUUAAUUGUGAAAAUUUUGAUAUUGGUCAUAGAGAUUCUCCGAGCAAAUUAUCGGAUAAUACACCAUUACCCUCAGAAUACAAUUCAUUUACUUCAAGUCCGCCGCGUCCAUUAUCAGAAUUAGAUCAAAAUAUCUGUUUAUUAAACUCAGGGAGGCCAUCGAGUAUGUCACUUUCAAACUGUCAAUCUUAUACAAGCAACACCAGUGAUGCUUCUUCGGCUUCUUCUAAUCCUGAAAUUAUAACUUCGGCCACCUUUGAUUUCCAAAAAAUUUUGUCGACACCACACGGAGAAACCAGUUCGUUUUAUUAUAAGCGUAAACUUUCUGUUUUUAAUUUUACUGUUUUUGAUAUGGGGCUUAAAAAAGGAAUAUGUUAUAUGUGGCCUGAAACUAUAGCUAAGCGGGGUUCGAAUGAAGUGGCUAGUUGCCUUUAUAAUUUUAUACAACAGUCAACUGAUAGAGGCAUCAAAGAUAUCCGCCUGUGGUCCGAUAACUGUGGCGGUCAAAACAGGAACCGUAUUGUAUUUCUGAUGUAUGUAUACUGCUCUCAAAAGUAUAGCAUUGAUAUUUGUCACAAAUUUUUAGAAAAGGGCCACACUCAGCAAGAAGAUGAUAGUGUCCACGCAUUAAUUGAGAAAUCGUCGAAAAGAAAAUUCAUUUUUUGUCCUGAAGAAUGGUAUACACUCGUUCGGUGGUGUAAAACAUCCGGCGAUGCUUAUGAAGUUAUAGAAAUAACACAAGACCAAAUUUUAGAUUUCAAAAUGUGUUUAAAUGAUUUUAAAUUGACAAAAAAUACCGACAAUGAGAAUGUUAAGUGGAAUCAAGUUCGAGAAAUAGUCGUUAAAGCAGAAAAUCAUUACGCCAUAUUUUAUAAAUAUGACCUAAACGAUGAAGAACCCAAGCGAAUUGACUUGGUGCGAAAAGUAACUACUCGUUCCCACCGUGGCUUUAAUGAUCCCAAAAAAUGUUAUGAUGAACCCAUCAUAAUAACAAGUGCCAAGUACAAAGAUUUAAUUAGCCUUUGCCAGCAAAAUCUGAUACCUCCUUGGUAUCAUAACUUUUAUAAAAAUUUGAAACAUAGUUCCUAUACUGACGGUAAUGAGACUGAAUAAUUGUUUAAGUAUUGAUACAGAGUUUCAUCUUUGUUCAGAAUUAAUUUUCUACUUACUUUUAUUAUAAGUGAUAAAACUAUUUUUAUUAAAAAAAUGUACGAAUAGAACGUACUUUAGAGGAUUUAUUUUUAUUACUGUGUUAUCUAAGACUGGUGUUAUUUUUAUAUAAAGUUUAAAAGUUUAGAACCUUCUAGAUUUGAUUUUAAUUGUUUUUUUUUCAAACGAAGUUUGUAUAAUUUUACUGUUGAAUUGUCAACCAAAGAAUUAGCAAUUACCUACCUCAUAAAUUAUCAGUGACAUUUUUAUUGAUUUUAUUUCCAAAAAUGUAUAAGAAGUUACGUUUUUUUAUUAUAAUAAAUGAAUGAUUCAUAAAUAAAUAUUUCAUUUAACCUCCUUCUUAAUCAUGUUCCUGGCACCAAAUCGACGACGUAGAAAAAGAUAUCUGCGCAGUUAAGUUCAAAACUUGAUGUAUUUAAGAUGUAAGACUGUCAUUAACUAAUUUUAAUAAUAGGAAGUGUUACACUUUUCGUUUUACUGAAAUAUACUAAUCAUACUUUACUAAAUCUAUUUUUUUAAUUCCCAUGUAGAAACGACCAAGUGGUAGUUAACACAGUUGUCUAUUUUGAAGAGCAA